This is a messenger RNA of Tripterygium wilfordii, 3059 nucleotides long. RefSeq names its product beta-amylase 7-like. The coding region runs from base 673 to 2772 and encodes 699 amino acids. Lineage: Eukaryota; Viridiplantae; Streptophyta; Magnoliopsida; Celastrales; Celastraceae. The transcript is spliced from 11 exons. Gene Ontology annotation, molecular function: beta-amylase activity. The record is from RefSeq and is a predicted model, not a curated record. Gene Ontology annotation, biological process: polysaccharide catabolic process.
CACACCUUGCGCUGUGCUCCGCCUAUUCGGUUCUUGUCGGCUGCCGCUCGCUUAAUACACACGCACUGUGCGUGCCAAACCACAAACUCGCACACAUACUCAGACACGUUCGAGCUCGUACGCACGCGCGAAACCCUAACGCUGCCCACACGCACACAAACGCCACGCACGCUUCUCUCCCUUCUCUCUUUCGCCGGCCGGACCCGGCGUAGCGCGCCGGAAAAGUAGCUACCCAUCUCUCUUGCCUUCUUAUCACGGUACGCUGGAGGUACGACGAUUCACUGGUAACGGAGCCGGAAUUCUGUUCUUUGUUUGGUUCGGCAGGGGUUUUGUGUCGAGGCAUGCGGACCUUUUUCUUGAUGGAUAUGCAAGGUUACAGUGUUGGAUUGUAUGGUGAGAUACUUGAAGAAGACGCAUAAAUUAUUCAAUUGAAGCAUUAUGCAUCGUAAAGUAUAGUUAUCGCGUGGGGAUUAUGGGACUUGGUUCUGGAUGGUGGUUUUGAUUCGUUAACCGUUGUUCCCGGCUUCUUCUGGAGUACAGAAGUUAGGGUUGUACUCGUGCAUCAUCUUCUGUAUUUUGUAAAAGAUUGAGUAGUGGUGAUGGCAUUUGUGGCAUAAAAAUCAAGAUACCAGAGUUUCUUUGGAUAAGAUUCUCGGUGAGGUGACAGAGACUAUGGCCACGGACAUGCAGAAAUUGAUUGGAACAAGCGAAGAAGAUGAUGAGGAAGAUAUGGAUAUGGAUAUGAAAGAAGAGGAGGAUGAUAGCAAAGAGAAUGGAGAGAAGCACAUUCCUACACAAGUGAUGGUAAUGGUCGAUGCAGGGAUGACAUCGAAUGAUAGUAAUAUUCAAUUUCAACAUCAUCAGGAAGAACAAGUCAGCACCCCUGGGGGAGGAGUUGCAGCUCGGAGGUGCAGACCACUGGAAGAAAAGGAGAGAACUAAGUUAAGAGAGCGGCAUAGGAGGGCAAUUACUGCAAGGAUCUUGGCGGGGUUGCGGAGGCACGGGAACUAUAAUCUUAGGGUCAGAGCUGAUAUAAAUGAUGUAAUUGCAGGUCUGGCUAGGGAAGCUGGAUGGGUUGUUCUUCCAGAUGGAACCACCUUUCCUUCAAGAUCCCAGGGAUCAAAGCCUGUUGGUGGUACUUCUACAUUGGUGACAUCAUCAUCUUCGCAAGUCAUGUCCCAACAGACUCCUCCUGCAUCCCUCACAGGAGUUUCCCCAAGUUAUCAAACCUCAAUAGAGUACAAUUCAUUCCGGAUGAAAGGUGUUCUUGUACCCACUCCAUCACCUUAUGAUCCAUCCUCAGGUGUGCAAUCUCAAAACUCUCCUGUGGUGGGAGAUGUUGCAGAGCAAACAGAGAAUCAUCAACUUGGUGGCACCAUGGAGACCAUUAAUGACAAACAGAUUGCUAGCAUGCCGUCAAAGCUACCAGAGCGUGAUUUUUCUGGUACUCCAUAUGUUCCAGUUUAUGUUAUGCUACCAUUGGGUGUCAUUAAUAUGAAGUGUGAGCUGGUAGAUCCAGAUGGACUGCUGAAGCAGCUAAGAGUACUGAAAUCAAUAAACAUUGAUGGAGUCAUGGUUGAUUGCUGGUGGGGAAUAGUAGAGGCACAUGCUCCACUGGAUUAUAACUGGAAAGGAUACAAGAGGCUCUUUCAGAUGGUGCGUGAGCUUAAGCUUAGGCUUCAGGUGGUUAUGUCUUUUCAUGAAUGUGGAGGAAAUGUUGGUGAUGAUGUUUGCAUUCCAUUGCCCCAUUGGGUGGCAGAAAUUGGUCGAAGUAAUCCUGACAUAUUCUUUACCGAUAGAGAGGGCAGACGCAACCCAGAAUGUCUGUCAUGGGGGAUUGACAAGGAGCGAAUUUUGAGAGGUCGGACUGCUUUUGAGGUUUACUUUGACUAUAUGAGGAGCUUCCGGGUAGAGUUUGAUGAAUUCUUUGAAGAUGGUACUAUCUCCAUGGUUGAAGUUGGAUUAGGUCCAUGUGGGGAACUGCGGUACCCUUCUUGUCCGGUAAAGCAUGGUUGGAGAUAUCCUGGUAUUGGUGAAUUUCAGUGUUAUGAUCAGUACUUGUUAAAAGGCCUGAGAAAGGCAGCGGAAAUGAGGGGACAGCCCUUCUGGGCUAGAGGACCAGAUAAUGCAGGUUCCUACAAUUCACAGCCACACGAAACUGACUUCUUUUGUGACGGAGGUGACUAUGAUAACUACUAUGGCAGGUUCUUCCUCAAUUGGUACUCUAAUGUCUUAGUUGACCAUGGUGAUCGAAUCCUUUCCCUUGCAAAGCUGGCUUUUGAAGGCACCUGCAUUUCUGUCAAGCUAUCCGGUAUCCACUGGUGGUACAAGACAUCCAGUCAUGCAGCUGAACUAACUUCAGGUUUCUUCAAUUCAUGCAAUCGUGAUGGCUAUGCUGCAGUAAUGGCAAUGCUAAAGAAGCAUGGAGCUGCUUUAAACUUCACAUGCUCGGAAUUUUGCUUGUUAGACCAGAAUGAGAACUUCCCAGAGGCACUGGCUGAUCCUGAUGGAUUAGUCUGGCAAGUACUAAAUGCUGCAUGGGAUGUUGGUGUGCCAAUAGCCAGCGAGAAUGCUCUCCCUUGCCAUGAUAGGAUAUGCUAUAACAAGAUAUUGGAUAGGGCUAAACCCUUAAAUGAUCCAGAUGGAAGGCAUUUCUUAACUUUUACCUACCUUAGGCUUUGCAUGAUUCUCAUGGAGAGACAAAAUUUAGUGGAAUUUGAACGAUUUGUUAAGAGAAUGCAUGGAGAAGCGGUUCUUGAUAUCCAAGUAUAAGGGAGAGGAGGAUGGCUGUCUGGAUUGUGUAUCGAUCAUGUGCUUUCCUCCAACAAAGUGUCAGGUUAAAAUGUUUCAGUAUUUAGGGGAGAAGUGUGAUUAGUUUAAAUCAAGUAAUAUACCUCUGUAAAGAAGUCAGUCAGGUCCAUUAGGCUAAAGCUUCUUCAUAUGUUUGUUAAUUCAGGUUAUAUAUUUGUUAAAUUAGCCAAUAAUAUGAUGUAGUUGUGCACAACAGUAGAAAUUUGAGUUUACUAAUGAAAUCUCAAAGUUCCAUUUUCUGCUCAAAA